UUGGGACCUCGGACUGGACGCUCCUGGUACUGGAUCGCCACGGCUCCAGCACAACCGGUGCCGCGACCGCUUCACAGCCAUGGGCUGUAAGGGUUCCAGGCAGCCGCCGGCUCCGGAGGGCUAUGCUGUUGGCAAGCGCUACAAGGUGCACAGACCCUUGGAGCUGUUCGACAGCGAGAGUCCAGAGGCCAAUCGCAUCGAAACGCUCAAGGCCAAGAAGGACGUGGUUCUUUUGGUGAAAAUCUCUGAGCAAUCAGGCCGUCGAAAGGGCUUUGUGAUUCCGCAACCUGCGGAAAGUCACGAAGCCGGAUGGAUCUCCCUGGAGGACGUGCAACGUGGCAAAGCCAUGCAGCCGCCGUUGUAUCACAACGAAUUGCCAGGCUCGUGGGAUCUGAAAGCCCGCUACAGCGUGCAGAACCCCGCCACCUUGAGGGCAGGUCCAGCGCUGGACAGCGAGAACAUCGGCGAGCUGCAAGCCGGCUGUGAGGUGCUGCUGUUAGACUUCGGAGUUACCUCUGGCGGUUCCCAAUCAACCAAGGCAAGAUUGCGCACAUUGGUCUUUGCAGGGGACAAGAUCGGCUGGAUGAGCCCUGAGACCGGGGUUGGAGAUCAUCUGUUGAAACCUGUGAACCUGCUCAGUCGCAAGGUCGUUGACAUACACAAACAGACCUUGAGACAAUCCGGUUCAGGUCUUCGAAAGUCCUAUCAACCGGGUGGCAAUUCGCCUUGGGAGGCAGGGGCCACCUAUCGGAUGUUGGAGCGGGCUCCGAUGCGCAGCGCCGCCGACCUCAGCAGCUCCGAAGUGGGUAAGGUUUCAGAAGGAAGUUUGGUGGAGGUGCAGGAAAUGAAUAAUGUCGAAAUCCAAGGAGGUUGGUGUCCUGUGGCAUGCAUUGUGGUACAAGAAGGACCUGAAAAGGGAAAAUCUGGAUGGGUGCGAUGCAGUGCCAAAGAUGGGCACGACUUGAUGGACACCCGUGACCAUAACGAGUACGACAAGAUCCUGCGGCAGAUGCGGCAGAACAUUAGCCCCGCAGACAUUCCUGCAGACGCGCGUCCUGCAGAGAUUCAGGAAUUGAAUGUGAAGUUGGAACGAGAAAGAAAGGAAGCCAAAGCAAGGGAAGAGGAGGAACAGGCAAAGAUCAUUCCUCCGGAAGAUACUGAUACACAGAUCCUGCAGGAACAGGAACCUCCGAUCCCGGUCCGUGAGCCUUCUCAGGAGAUGAAGUCCUCAGCGGAUCAAAUUGUGGCAGAGUUCGCUGAGCUCAAAGAGACAAUGCAGAAAUUGGAAGAUUUCGAACUUCGACAGGAUGAUCGACCUCAACCCGAACCUCGUGUGGAUGUCACGGAUCGAUCGUCUGAGUGUUUGUGGUGUUCAUGUGGCAAAUGAAGAGCUUUGCCCAGGAAAAUUCAGUGCUUUAAGAUCCAGCUCGCAACAGUUGACGUUGGAUGUUAAUUUGCAUCCGAGUGUUGCAGGCCGCGAGUUUGAGCUGUAGCCAAAUGAAGGCCAGAGUUUUUCCAAAGAUGUGUUGCUUAGGACCC
Messenger RNA from Cladocopium goreaui, 1539 nucleotides. Lineage: Eukaryota; Dinophyceae; Suessiales; Symbiodiniaceae. The record is from the annotation of a GenBank genome assembly.